Molecule: messenger RNA, 2276 nt
Organism: Tripterygium wilfordii
Lineage: Eukaryota; Viridiplantae; Streptophyta; Magnoliopsida; Celastrales; Celastraceae
Product: O-fucosyltransferase 35-like
Exons: 9
Coding region: 127-2043 (638 amino acids)
Cellular component (GO): cytoplasm; chloroplast; Golgi apparatus
Source: RefSeq, a predicted model, not a curated record
UUCGGACGAUAUGAAGUACUGUAUAUAACUCCAUCUCUUCUUCUGUUGGUGGUGUUCGAUCUCGUCCAAUCGACAACAUUAAUGUGAACACAACUGUUUGUAUAUCGAAGUUCAGAAAAAAACAAAAUGGGUCACCAGUCUCAGCUCCACCAUCCCACCACCGAUGGAGUUUCUCAGCGUGUCAAUAGCCCUCGAUUCUCGGGCCCAAUGACUCGCCGGGCACACUCUUUCAAAAGAAACCCAAACAGUACCCACAACAACGGUAACAAUAGCACUCACAACAACGCGACUAAUAGCAUCAGCAGCAACACUACUGCUGCCAGUUUUAAUUCUAACCAUGAGAUUGACCCCCAACUGGUUUCACCAUCUGAAAAUUUUGUUUGUAUUGAUGGGUUUGAGAGGCAGAGCAUACACGGGACUCAGAGAGUACAUGGGAGUGUGGUGAAGAGUUUUCUGAAGAAGCCCAUUGGAUCUGUUGUGGUGGGUUUGGGGUUGAGGGAGAACAAGAAGUUUGGGCACUGGAUGUUCUUGUUGUUUUGUGGGAUGUGCUUGUUUAUGGGUGUUUUGAAGAUUUGUGCUACUGGGUGGUUUGGAUCUGCCCUUGAAAAAGCAAGUUCCAACCAGGACUCCUCUGUUUCCGUAACUCGGGUAACUUUGAUGGAACAAAGCUCUCACGCAUAUGAAUAUGUAGAUGGAGCACAUGAUGUUGAACAGACUCCAAUGGUGGUAGCAUCUAGCGUAGUCAAUAGCCAGAAUGACAUGGCCGAAUACUCAGGUAUCUGGUCCAAACCCAGGAGCGAUUUCACUCGGUGCAUUCACAAGCCAAGAAGUAACAAAAAGCUAGAUGCAAAAACAAAUGGCUACAUUAUCAUAAAUGCUAACGGUGGCUUGAACCAGAUGAGAUUUGGGAUUUGCGACAUGGUUGCUGUGGCUAAGAUUCUGAAGGCAACACUUGUCCUUCCUUCCCUUGAUCAUACCUCAUACUGGGCCGACAAUAGUGGCUUUAAGGAUCUAUUUGAUUGGCACCACUUCAUUGAAACUCUGAAGAAUGAUAUCCAUGUAGUAGAAAAAUUACCUCCUGCUUAUGCUGAAAUCGAACCUUUCAACAUAACACCAAUAUCUUGGUCUAAGGUUAGUUAUUAUAAGACACAGAUCAAGCCAUUACUGAAGCAGCAUAAAGUAAUCCACUUCACACAUACUGAUUCGCGGCUUGCCAACAAUGACCUCCCACCUUCCAUACAAAAGUUGAGGUGCCGCGUAAAUUACGAGGCACUAAAAUACUCAGUUCCAAUAGAAGAACUUGGAAACACCUUAGUUGCGAGAAUGCGAGAGAAUGGAAGCCCAUAUAUUGCUCUCCAUCUAAGGUACGAGAAAGAUAUGCUUUCAUUUACAGGCUGCGAUCAUAGUUUGAAUGCUGAAGAAGAUGAAGAGUUACGCAAGAUGCGGUAUGAAGUCAGCCACUGGAAAGAGAAAGAUAUAAAUGGGACAGAGAGAAGGUUGCUUGGUGGCUGUCCAUUGACACCCAGAGAAACAGCCCUUCUGCUCAAGGGAAUGGGCUUCCCAUCCAAUACCAGGAUUUACUUGGUGGCUGGAGAAGCUUUUGGAGAAGGAAGUAUGAAAUAUCUUAACGACGAGUUCCCCAAUAUCUUCUCGCAUUCCAGUCUAUCUACAGAAGAGGAUCUGAAUCCUUUCAGAAAUCACCAAAACAUGUUGGCUGGAAUAGACUACGUCGUUGCUCUUCAGAGCGACGUUUUUGUUUAUACUUAUGAUGGAAACAUGGCAAAGGCAGUUCAAGGUCAUAGGCGGUUUGAGGACUUCAAGAAAACGAUCAAUCCAGACAAGAUGAACUUUGUAAAACUUGUCGAUGAGUACGAUGAAGGAAAAAUAUCAUGGAAUAAGUUCAGCUCCGAAGUAAAAAAGAUUCAUGAAGAUCGAGUCGGAGCUCCGUAUCUAAGAGAAUCUGGAGAGUUUCCGAAGCUAGAGGAGAGUUUCUAUGCAAACCCCCUUCCAGGAUGUAUAUGUGAUUUGAGAAAGGAAAGGUAGGUAGAUGUUAAACUGACAGUUUCGCCUUGUUAUUUUGUGGGCUGGGCAUGGCUGCCUGCAAUGGAAUGGCAUGCUGUGGCUUCGGUCGAAUUGCUUGUGAAAGAAACUCCCCCAGAUUCACAAAAUAACAACGCGAACCAUUGAAUAAUUAAUAGCUAUACAAGGCACUUACUAUAGCAUUGAAUUGUACUACUUUGAUGUCAAUAAUGCAAAAAUAUUUUUUUCAGAAGGCA